CCAGGAUAUUAUGGGCCUAAAGGAUUAUUUUAUAUUAUUAAUACUUUAAUUGAGACAUUAUUUCAUCACAAUUCUUUUGUAUCAAAUAAAUCAUCUCCACUAAAACCAAUGGAUUAUAUCUACGAAAUUUUAGUUCCAGAAGCAACAAUUAGACUAAUUCGAGAAGAUUAUGAUGAUAAUAUAACUUUGGAAUAUGCAAGAGAGAUUAUGACUAAUAGUAUAGAUUUUGGAAUAUGCAUGCAUGAUAAAAAAUAG
Molecule: messenger RNA, 255 nt
Organism: Funneliformis geosporum
Lineage: Eukaryota; Fungi; Glomeromycota; Glomeromycetes; Glomerales; Glomeraceae
Source: the annotation of a GenBank genome assembly